AGCCUGCUACAGGAGCGGGGACUUCUCUGGAACACUGGCGUGCGCAGGGGUUAAGCCCACCGUAGAGAGCCAGCCUGGCCUUCGAAGUGUUACGAGGGGAGGGUGGAGAGCGGAGAGGGAGCGAGCGCUGUACCGCAGACAUCAUUUCUACUACAGUGGUGGAGACAUCCCGGACCUGUGUCACUGCAGGGGGAAGGAAAAAAGCCAAACAAACCAAAAGCAGACCCAAGCCCCGUGAUCAGCUAGGACGACAUUUGUGUGCGAGUCUCUCUCUGACCCCCCCACCCCCGCCAACCCCACCUCCACUGACACUUUACAUCACAUUGCAGGCCAAGCCAGAUGGGCAAGCAAUACAAGCUGUGAAUUUAUUCUUGACCCCGUAGGACAGUGACCACCAUCAGUUUUUUCUUCACCCUACAGUUAUGCACUGCCAAUAAGUGAAAAGGUCACGAGAAGCAAGCAGUAGCUGAAUUUUUCUGAAGUGCUUUACAGCAGAGAAAGUGGGGAAACCUCUUAAAGUGGUGUCUUAUUCCAUCCUGGAGCACAGGGAAAGAGUUUUAAUGCAAAAUACCAGAAAAAAAAGUCUGCAACAUCUCCUGUGAGAGGGGAGAGAAAAGGAGAUUAACAAUUGCAUCUUGAAACACUCAUGAUUUGAGGUAUCAAAAUUCCUGGAAGCUGGGAUAGUUGGGAGGCAAGACUCCCUUCAGUUUUCUCAGUGCGGCUGACUGUUUAACCCUGAGGACAAACAAGUCUUUCUAGCUGCACCUCUGCAUAGCUUCCCUUGACUACCAGGCAGCAUCUUUGUGCCCUGCUCGGUCCAGGUUCUGUCCCCGUAAGGCUGUGCUCUUCUUCUGUGGUUGUGCCUGGGUUUCACCUGCCCAGCCUGCCUUGCUGCACGGGCAGCCUUGCUCUGCACCACUGCUGAGGAGCUAAGAUGAAGACACAUUGUGGUUUCCUGCUGUUUUGCUUUGUAACCAGUCCACUGGCCAUAUGUGUCCUUUGAACUCUGAAGAAGCUGUGCCAAAAGGAAGCCUUCUUCUCCUCCCCUCCUCCCAUCGCGGAGCCGCUCUUAGAUAAUUGCAAUUAGUAGACAAUGCGGAGCGAACCCAAAUGUGAAGUCCAUGGGUCUACCUUACUUUAUUUGAAAAAGGAAAGACAGUGAGGACCUGUGAACAAUCCAGCUGCUUCUGAAAAAUCUUCAUGCUAAAGGAUAAUCCAGAAUUCCCUGAAGAAGAACAAAGUGAAUGUUAAUCCAGAGAAGCUGUCGGAGGAUCGUGCUCACAGGGAGAUGAUUCCUCAUGAAGUCACUGGAUCCCCUGCAGAAAUCAAAUGUGACUUUCCGUUUAUCAGACUGAAAUCAGAGCCAGCCAGACAGUGAAGCAAGCACAGUGGAGGGGGGACGGCGAAAGAUGAAAUCCAACCAAGAGCGGAGCAAUGAAUGCCUGCCACCUAAGAAGCGAGAAAUCCCUGCCACCAGCCUGCCUUCGGAGGUGAAGCCGGUCCUGCCAAACGAAAACCACCGUGCAGAUAACCUGGCAUGGCUCCCCAGCACACCCAGUGGCCAGGGCUGCCUGGGGGGCCGGCACCGGCCCGGGGGCACCUCCUCGGUGGAGGCAGGCUUGCAGCAGGGUUUGCACAAGUCACUGUCUGCAGGGAUGGACUAUUCCCCGCCGAGCGCACCCAGGUCCGUUCCGGCCUCUACCACUCUUCCCACGGUGUACUCGCCCGCCCUCUCCCAGUCAGGGACCCCCGUUUCCCCCGUGCAGUACACUCACCUGCAGCACACCUUCCAGUUCGUCGGGCCCCAGUACAGCGGAUCGUACACCGGAUUCAUCCCCUCGCAGCUGAUCUCCCCAACGGCCAAUUCCGCGACCGGCGCCGUGGCGGCGGCCACCGCCGUUGCAACCACUCCAUCCCAGCGCUCCCAGCUGGAGGCUUAUUCCACUUUGCUGGCCAGCAUGAGCGGCUUAAGCCAGCAGGGGCACAAAGUUGAGCCGCACCUGGUCAGGACGCCUGGACUGAUCGCUGCUGGGUCUCCUCCGCCCACCCAGCAGAACCAGUACGUCCACAUUUCCAGCUCUUCCCAGAGCACUGUCAGAAACGUCUCUCCUCCAACCAUCCCAGUCCCCCUGCACCCACAUCAGACGGUGAUCCCGCACACCCUCACCCUUGGCCCUUCCUCCCAAGUGGUGGUGCAGUACACUGACUCAGGGGGCCACUUUGUCACCAGGGAUGCCCCCAAGAAACCCGAGAGCAGCCGGCUGCAGGCGAUGCAGGCCAAGGAGGUACUGAACGGCGAGUUAGAGAAGAGCCGGAGGUACGGCAUUUCGCCUUCUGCCGACAUGGGUCUAGUCAAAGCAGGCAAUAAACCAGCUCCCCAUCACUAUGAGACCAGGCACGUGGUGGUCCACUCGAGCCCCGCCGAGUACGGCGUGCGGGAUUCCUCAGGUGUCCGAGCCUCUGUCAUGGUGGUCCCCAACAGCAGCACGCCCACGGCGGACAUGGAGGUGCAGCAGGCCGCCAACCGUGAGACCUCUCCUUCAGCCCUCAACGACAAGGGAAGUUUGCACUUAGGAAAGCCGACCCACCGGUCCUAUGCCUUGUCUCCGCAGCAGGCUCUGGGCCACGAGGGCGUGAAGGCGGUGGCCACGCUGUCCCCUCACACCGUCAUUCAGACCACCCACAGCGCCUCCGAGCAGCUCCCCGUGGGGCUGCCGGCGACAGCUUUCUACACCGGCACCCAGCCGCCGGUGAUCGGCUACCUGAGCGGCCAGCAGCAAGCCAUCGGCUACCCCGGCAGCCUGCCGCAGCACCUGGUGAUCCCGGGCACACAGUCCCUGCUGAUUCCGGUCGGCAGCGCGGACGUCGAGCCGUCGGGAGUCACGCCCGCGAUCGUCACGUCGUCUCCUCAGUUUGCAGCAGUGCCUCACACGUUCGUCACCACCGCCGUCCCCAAGAGCGAGAACUUCAGCGCGGAGCCCCUCACCACCCAGCCUGCCUACCAGGCCACCAUGGUGCAGGCGCAGAUCCACCUGCCCGUGGUGCAGUCCAUCGCCUCCCCUGCCGCCGCGCCCCCCACGCUGCCCCCUUACUUCAUGAAGGGGUCGAUCAUCCAGCUGGCCAACGGGGAGCUGAAGAAAGUGGAGGACUUGAAAACAGAAGACUUCAUUCAGAGCGCGGAAAUCAGCAACGACCUGAAAAUAGACUCCAGCACUGUGGAGAGGAUUGAAGACAGCCAUAGCCCGGGCAUCGCCGUCAUACAGUUUGCCGUGGGGGAGCAUCGAGCACAGGUCAGCGUGGAAGUCUUGGUAGAAUAUCCUUUUUUUGUAUUUGGACAAGGCUGGUCAUCGUGCUGCCCUGAAAGAACCAACCAGCUCUUUGAUUUGCCAUGCUCCAAACUCUCAGUGGGGGACGUCUGCAUAUCGCUCACACUCAAGAACCUGAAGAACGGCUCUAUUAAAAAGGGCCAGCCCAUGGACUCAGCUAGUAUCUUGCUGAAGCAUUCAAAGAAUGACAGUCUAGCUGGAAGUAGACACAGGUAUGCGGAGCAGGAAAACGGGAUUAAUCAGGGAAGCGCACAGAUGUUAGCUGAGAACGGUGAACUGAAGUUUCCGGACAAAAUAGGAUUGCCUGCAGCACCUUUGCUCACCAAAACAGAACCCAGCAAGCCCCCAGCAACAAGGAAGAGGAGGUGGUCAGCCCCUGAAACACGAAAACUAGAGAAAUCAGAAGAGGAGCCACCUUUGACUCUUCCCAAGCCUUCUUUUAUUCCUCAGGAGGUUAAGAUUUGCAUUGAAGGUCGAUCCAACGUAGGAAAGUAAAAGUUGUUUGGGGAAAGGAAAUUAGGCUAUCCCUUGUCAUUUUUAUCCAGAUUACUGUACUGUAGACUAAAUAACCCAGUAUUUACAUGUUAUCAUCUUAUUUUAGGUUUAUGUUAUAACCUUGUUGUUAUAGUUGCAGCUGGUAUUAUGCAGGAGACUGGUGCAUAUGUUUUUCCACAAGUGUUUGUCAGUGACUAGGUUUAUCGAGAGCUACAGAAGGGGCAGUAUCUGCUUCACACACCCUUAGUGGAAAUGAAUGUGUUGUCAUGGCUCCUGUUUUCUAACACCUCGUGUAGGACAGGGUCCAGCUGUGAUUUUGUUUUCUUUUCAUUGCUUUGUGUUUGUUUUGUUGUUCUGGUUCCUGUUCUAGUUUUUUUGGGGGGGAGGUGAGGAGAAGGGAACUGUAGCAGAGGUGUGUGUCAAACAUGGGGUGCGUGUGCGUGCGUGUGUGGGUGUGGGUGCGUGCCAGCCCCCAGGGCGGGACGGCCGCUCUCUGGCGGGUCGGUGAUGAGGUUUCCUCACCCCAGGUGGAUGCUGAGGACACAACCAACCCUUGGGUGUGUUACUGAAAAGGAUCAGACAGUCUCUGAUGUUUUCAACAACAAGCCAACUCUUACUCAAGGCUCUGCUAUACAUAUAUAUAUAUAUAUAUAUGUGUGUGUGUAUAUAUAUAUAUAUAUAUAUAUUUGCGUGUGUGUAUAUGUAUAUAUAUAUAUUUUUCCCCCAUGGGGUCUGACUGCACUGAUUUUUAUUCCUAAAGCAAACUGCCACACCACAUUUCCUUUCUGCUUGCUAGUGCAGUUCCAUUGCCCAGAGUCAGCAACGACGGGGCUGUCCAGAGCCUCGACCGCAGGGUUUCCCUUGAGGGAGGGGGGUGGGUGGUGUGUACGUGUGCCUGGGUGUGCCUGGGUGUGUGUGGGUGUGCUGGGUGUGCGUGGGUGUGCGAGGAGGCCUCUGGCUCCGCGGAUGCGCCUGGCUCAGGCUCACUCCUGUUUCUGUACAGUGUUAGACAAAUCGACCGGGUUACGCCAUUGACAUUUGCUUCCACAAGGUAGAUGCAGACUGCCCCUUUGAGAUCACAGGCAUCCAUCGUUUGCAGUUAGGUUGCAAAUCUUUGUCUUUAACUCUAGUACUGGUUUUAGUUCUUGGUUAUGGACAACUGGUGCCACUUUUUUCAAAUUGCGGUGCGUGACACAGGAAUCCGCUGUUGAAGAUGAACCUAGAAUGUCUUUAAGCACUUAAAAUGCUGUUCACACUUUAUUGCUGAGCAUCCUGGUCUAACACUCAGUACGUACUGUAUAUCACUUUAAUCUGCUCGGAAAGCAACAACAACAAACAAACAAAUCUCUUCAACACUGUAACUACAUGCAACUAUGUAAAGUUUUCUCACAGGCAAGAUGCUGAAAGUUUUAAUGUGGUUUCAAAGGGAUGAAUGUGAAUUAUUGAACUAGUAUGUGACAGUCAUUGUCCACAAAGGACUACUUAAUAGGAGGCACUUUUUAAACUUUAAUGCUUGAGAAAGAGUUAAAGGCAUAUGCGAGCUGACAUAAUAAAAAAGAAAAAAAAGAGAAAGGAAAAAGGAAAGAGGAAAAAUCAUUGUCCAGUGUUUUUGAAAAAGAUGGACUUUAAAGAAUCUUGCAAUUUGCACAUCUUGAGUUUAUCAUUUGUGUGGUAUUCCUGCAGUUUUUACCUAAUAAUGUUGUGGGGUGGGGGGGUCUGAAAGAGCAUAAACAAAUGUAGCAAUUACUCACUAACCUGCCUACGCUCUAGGCCAUUUCAUAGGGUUACGUUCCUUUCAGAGUUCAUUUUUGGUCUUUCUACCUUAUCGGCCACACAGAACCAGGUCCUACUGGGACACCUCUGAGAAUUUUUCUUCGGACUUGCUGAGAGAGUUUUCCAGAAAAAAACCCAUUUCUAUAAGUAAGCAAGGUGUUUGUUUGUUUUGAAAACAAACCUAUUGUUAUUUUAUUAUUUUUAUUAUUAUUAUUAUUUGUUAUUUUAAUUGCAUCAUUUUCCAUUGGAAAGGCGACAUUUCAGGAGUUUGGUACAAACCAAGUAGGAGCGGGGGAUUCACGCGUUCAGUCUUUUCUUUCCCCAGGUAGGGCCGGAUCCUCUGAGGUGCUGUGCACCCAACCUCCUGCACGAGCCUCGGGGAGGUGCAGCAUGAAGUGUGUCGGGGCUGAGUGCUAAAGCUUGUCGCUGCUUCUUGGAAGAUCCCAGUGGGAUUGCAGUGGGAUCGCACUCGGGCCCUCUGUGAGCAAGCGUUCGUGUCGUCAUUUUUGGUUGGCGAGUUCACAUCCUUCAGGUAGUUUUGAAGAAGCUGUACUCAUAGGGAGAACAGGAAAUCAAAGUCCGUCAUUAGAAACACAGUAACCUAAAGUGAACAAAUUUCUUUAAAGUCUUGUUUUCCCUCUCCCCUGAAAUACAGUGCUUUUCUUUGAGAGAAGAAAUGUUAACCCCAAACCCCAUCUUUGACUCUUAUUACUUGUUACUUGAAAUUUAGCUCACACCAGACCGAAUUGUUUUUAUACCAUAUUCUGGGGUGCACCAAAAAGUUGAAAUAUGUUUAAAAUAGCUUGAAACUUUUUUUGAAUUUCCUUGAAUUUUAUUAACCUCUCGGCGGGCUACCAAAUAGCUGAGUGGGUUUCUUCUCACAAUCACACAGCUUAGUUAGUGCUUAUUUGUUAAUAUUUCUGCUCAGAGAAGUUGCUUAAUCUUCCAUAUACUCUGCUCAGGGCACUUGCAAUUUAUUGUUUCGUUUUGUUUCCUGUUUUUUUUUUUUUAAGCUUUGAUGGUAAAGGAAUAGAAAGAAUUACAGAUUUUAGUUCACAGUCUUACCACUAUUUCUGUACUUCACGUGUACUUAGAAAAAAAGAAAUCUCAAGUAAAACCAUACGCAUACACAUUUGUGGUCAAUAAGGAAGCAGGGGCUAUUAAACUGACUGGAUCUAUUCAACUAACACUAAAAAAAAAAAAAAUAAAAAAAUACAUUUGGAGCAAUAGGAAUGUAUUAGUUCUGUGCUUGUAUUUCAGACUGAGGAAUUCUGAAAUAACUGGUUCUUUCCAAACAAUUGUCCCCUUCCAUGCUUUAGCUUUUGUAGGAUGUGCAAUACUUCACGUGCCAACUUAGACUCACCUGUACGGUGUUAGCUAGAUCUCAUACCCACUUCUGAUUUCCCCUGGUUUUGUCUCUUCUGAAUUCUUUCUUUCUACCUUUCUCCCUGCCCCCCUCCCCCCUUAAUAAGUCCCUCCCUGUCCUCCCCCCUCCAAAAACCCGCACCAUAUUAAGGGUAUAAGAUUCUUUGCCCCGGGAAACACGAACCCAUUUUGUAUUUGUUGUUUAAAGAGAUCCAGGAAGAAAAAAACAAAAAGGAAAAAAAAGAGAUGUAUUCAUGUCUACAUGGCAUCCAGGCAGAGGGUGGCACUCACCAUAUGCCGAGUGGCACCUUCUGCCUGGGCACACGUACACAGGAGCUGGCUCCCACUAGGGCCAAGUCCUUUGCAAGGCAGGGCUUUGCCUUUCCCUCUGGCACUGAGCAUCCCUUGUGGUGCAGCCCCAGGCCCGGGAGUGCCAUCGAUCCCCAGGGCAGGUGCAAAACACCACUUGCAAGCAGGGGGAUGCUGAGGUGAAGUUGAAGGAGGAGGCUCUGCCCCUGCUCUGCGUGGCAGCCGCUUUGCAAUAGUAACUGAGAGCAGUUUUCUUUUUGUCUGUUUGUUCCUUUCCUUUUGUAGCAGGCCUCUUUAGUUUACAACGAAAUGCAUACAAUCACCAAGAAAUUAGUCAGGGCAAAGAAAAAUAAAACAAGAACCUCUUUAUAGGGAUUUCUUAAAAAAAAAAAUCUAUUUGUCUGUCUGCCUAUCUAUCUAUCUAUCUAUCUAUCUAUCUAUCUAUCUAUCUAUCUAUCUCUAUAUAUACAGUGACUGUUCCUUAUAGCGUCUAACUUAGGCAUUGUUUCAGUUUGUCUGGGCCACAUCGUGGGGAAUUUGAGUUUGAUGUCACUUACCUCGAGUCCUCUGGUCGAGACCCGAAUCGGAGUCGCUGUUGACCUAUUCCACCAUUUUGUACCUUGCCCUUAGACUUACUUUCCCUCAAAGAUGCAGACCUCGGGAGGAGGGGAGGGACACACGUUCCUUUUUUCAUUCCUUUAAUUCCUUUGUCCCACUGUCGCUUCGUUCGACCUGUCGUUCCCGUCAUUUUCUCGGCAUGAGGAAGUGACAUCACUACUCUUGUUUCCCUUAAAUCAAGGAACAUUUAGAAACCUUUCACACCUUUUACUCAGGGAUGGGGCUGGUGUAUGUGUGGUACACUGAUGUGACCAGAAGCAGCACUUUUACUGCUCCGGAGUAGGGAUGUACAAUGUUACAGACAAGUUUGGAUUUCCUGCAUCUCACAGUUUAAACUUUGUAGAUCUCAUUUAGAUUGCAAUACAAAAGCAGCAGGGUCAGCAUGAACUGUAGCUGUUGGUUACCAUGAAAAUACACUCUCUGCAGAGAUUUAUAUUACUUUAAAGUGUGUUGCCAGUAGUAAAAAGGAAAUGGUGAAAUUCCGUUAAUUCUUGCAACUACUUAAAAAAAAAAAAAAAAGGCCUGCCUCAAGGAGAGCGAAUUCUCAAUCUUUUUAAACACUAAUAGUGUUGUUUCAGAUUGGCUCUUGGUGCAAUGCUCUGCAUGUCAUGGGACACAGUUCUGCAAAAGCUUAUACAUGUGUGCAUGGGAGGUCUGGGCUGGCCAGCAAAGGCUGCUCAGGGGCUUGCUGUAAAGCACAUGGAUAAAUCUUUGUGGAACUGAAGCGUGGUUCAAUCAGGGCCGGAUCCUGGCCUUAACUGGGCAGUUGGAAAAAUGUCGGGGUUGACCAGGGCAGAAGCCUUGGGCAGGUAGAGGGGAUUUGGCCCAUUGAAACACUUUCUGCUGUCCCAGAAACUUGACAAAUGGCAGAAUGAGAUAUGCACUCGUACAGUUUCCAUUUCUUUCCUCCCCAUCAUCACAGGUAGCAGCAGAGUCAACUGUGAGCUCUGGCCAGUGUUGAUGUGAAAAGCAAGGGGAACAUGCCACCAGAGUGGAGGCAGUAACUUCCUUUUCUCUGGUUUUUCCAACCCUCCCAUUCUCCCAAAUCCUACAAUACAUAGCAAAAUGAGAAUUUGUUGAUGCAGAUAUGCAUAUGUGCACACACACCCCCAGGCAGAAGUGUCUGUUUGCACACAAAGAAGUUAUGUGUGCAUUUUUUUUAUGUGUAUGCCUACAUGUCCACUUGAUUCCCUGUCCUGAGGACAGCCUUGCUUUGUGCCCAUAGGGAAAUUCCAAACGCGUUGCACACCUCUACUCCAGAGUUCAAUUUCUUUUACAUAGACGACCUCGCUUCAGAUGUGUUACCUUUACUGAUAGGAUCUUUUCUUGUAGCACUAUACCUUGUGGGAAUAUUUUUUGAUGUAAACCUAAUUUGAGAAGCUUAUAAAAAAUAGAAACUUUUUUUGAAGCACUCACAUUGAGGAGUACAGGUAAUGUUUUAAAAAAUUGCACAAAAGAAAAAUGAAUGUUGGAAUGAUUCAUUCAGUGUUUGAAAAAGAGAUGGCUCUGUUUGAACAGUGAGUUUCAUACCUUGUUUGUAAAAAAAAAAAGUUUUUAAAUACAAAAGCAGAGAAAGGUUGAAAGUUACAUGUUUUUUGUAUAUAGAAAAUGUCAUGUCUAGAUAAUCUGAUUUGUAUUGGCUCUGGCCAGGAAGAAUUAUUACUUAAAAGGCUCUUAAAGAACAACUGUGCUUAAUUUUCUGUUCGUAUUACAUGGGUCCCGUUUCUGGGGAGUGGAGUCACGCUGUUAACUCCUGUGCUGAAAAUACACCUUGGAGCAGCAAUUCCUGAGUGCAGCUACCGGGCACUUCGAAGGGUG
This is a messenger RNA of Melospiza georgiana, 9704 nucleotides long. It is a transcript of the gene ATXN1, whose product is annotated as ataxin 1. Bases 1410 to 3821 code for a protein of 803 amino acids. Gene Ontology annotation, biological process: negative regulation of transcription by RNA polymerase II; nervous system development. Gene Ontology annotation, molecular function: RNA binding; protein binding. The record is from RefSeq and is a predicted model, not a curated record. NCBI's taxonomy places the organism in Eukaryota, Metazoa, Chordata, Aves, Passeriformes, Passerellidae. Gene Ontology annotation, cellular component: nucleus. The transcript has 10 exons.